Vanessa atalanta (red admiral) is the source of this 1446-nucleotide messenger RNA. Its product is annotated as lipase 3-like. The transcript has a single exon. Lineage: Eukaryota; Metazoa; Arthropoda; Insecta; Lepidoptera; Nymphalidae. Bases 14 to 1399 code for a protein of 461 amino acids. Gene Ontology annotation, biological process: lipid metabolic process. The record is from RefSeq and is a predicted model, not a curated record.
UUGAUCGUGUAUCAUGAUCGCCAGCGGUUUUAUAUUCACAGUUCUAAUAAUAUCAUGCAACAGUCAAUUAAAUUCAUUUACCUCCUUGUUUACAGACGUGUGGACAAAAAAUCCUAUUGUACAAUUUACAGCUCGAGCAUCCAGUGAAGUCAUAACAAACACCGUAGAUACUAUUACAAAAUUUCCUCUCGCAGUGGCCGGAGCGCUAACCCAAGGAUACAACUUUCCCACCCUCAUCAGCCCUACUAAUAUUAUAGAUUUAACAGAUAAAUUUGUCACUGAAUUCAAUUCUAAUUUAAAUAACGAAGAUGCUAACUUAAAUAUCGGAGAUCUCAUAAUUAAAUAUGGAUUUACAGUGGAAAAACACAACGUUCAAACCGAAGAUGGAUACAUUCUUAGCAUGUAUAGAAUACCGAAUAACGGAUCAGUAAUAUUCUUGAUGCAUGGAUUAUUGGGCAGUGCUGAUGAUUACGUAAUAGCGGGCCCGGAGAGCGGACUCGCUUACCUAUUAGCGAAUGAAGGCUACGACGUCUGGAUGGGAAAUGCCCGUGGAAAUAAACAUUCAAGACAUCACGUCAAAUUAAAUCCAUCAGAGUCAGUUUUUUGGGAUUUUACCUGGCACGAAAUCGGAUUUUACGACUUACCAGCUAUGAUUGACUAUGCUCUUGAAACGAGUAACACUGAAACACUGAAAUAUAUUGGUCACUCUCAAGGGACCACAGCCUUCUUCGUAAUGGCUUCUGAGAAAACUCACUACAACAAUAAAAUUAAUUUAAUGGUUGCAUUGUCACCGGUAGCCUUUAUGGCAAAUGCAAAGUCGCCUGUAGUCCGCCUUUUAGCACCAGGAGGUCCACUUAUUCACAGCGUGACCAAAACUUUAGGCAUCUAUGAAUUUCUUCCAGACAAUGCAAUGAUAAGAAUUCUAAAACGCUUGAUGUGCGGCAAUGGAGCGAUAGCAGAAAUUUUGUGUAAUAAUAUAAUAUUUUUAGCCGCUGGCUUUGAUUUAGGCCAGCUUAAUGUAACUAAUCUUCCUGUGAUGUUCGGUCACACGCCUUCUGGAGCGUCAGCAAAACAGAUUGCGCAUUACGGACAAAACGUUGUAUCAAACGAAUUCAGAAAAUUCGAUUAUGGUUUAUCGGAGAACUUGCUACGUUAUGGUAAAUCGCCCCCUCCAAGUUAUACGUUAGAACAAAUAAGUGCCCCCGUGUCAUUAUUUUACAGUGAAGCUGAUUGGUUGGCACAUCCCGAUGACGUCGAUAAGUUGUUCAACGAGUUAGGUAACGCUGUAGAUAUUUACAAAAUACCUUACGACCAGUUUAAUCAUAUAGAUUUCUUGUUCGCGAAAGAUUUUAAGAAAUUAAUUUAUAAGAGAUUACGAAAACUCCUGCUAUUAUUUUAAUAACGAUUAUUUGUCACUCCACAAUAAACAGAUAAUUUAUCUUUAGA